AUGUACUGGCCCAAUGGAGUCCCCCGGGUCUACGCGGUUAACGGCCCAAACAUCACCCAUGUAUCCUCCGACUUGGAUCGCGAACAGGUCCAGGACCCUCCGACUGAGCGACGAAGCUCGGUAGACCAAAAUAAAUAUGUGGAGGAAGAGGAAACUCCCACCAGCGAGGGCAAUCCCCCGAAUACCGAACCGUCGUCACAUACAGAGACCCCGAAGUGGGAGAACGAAGCUAUCAGCGGCCUCUGCGUAUCGCGAUCUGGGCAUAUGUUUGCGACCAUUACCGAUUCUUCGAUUUCUCUAUGGCAGACUAGGCCAACAGCAGUUGUAGCUGCUAUAGCUCGGUCUUUUUUCUCCUUGAAAACCUACGGUUCAAAUGUCGCACUACUUAUGCACCCUGAUUCGACGAUCCUUGUUGUACAGACAGAGCAUGGAUACCUCCUCACCUACUCGGUAGCAUCGGACCCGGCAACGCGGGUUUACCAGCAACAGUUCGACCACACGACACAUCCACGCCGCCAGCAACUCGCACAUUUUGCUGCUGUUGAGGAAGCCAAUGUGGUGGGAGACAUCAGUAUCAGGUUCCGCAUGGCAAUCAAAAUUGAGUCUGGGAUUGUCAAGGCUCUGGCCUUGGACCAGGAGCUUGUUGUAGCAACCCUGAAGCCGUCCGCCAUACAAUGUAUUCGAUGGACACCCGAGGCAGGAGGUGCGCAAACUACGUCUGAGGUGCUGAGCCAUAUACUGGACGUACCGAAGAAAGUGACCAUUACUGAUAUGGUCUACGAUCGAGCUAUGAACCUCCUUAUAUGGCUCACUAGCAACGGUCAAGCAUACACUGUACAGCGUGUCCCUAGAACACAACAGGAACCCGAGGCUCCCAAAAAGCUGUUCCUAGGCCAUUGUUUCCAUGAACCCAAAGAGGACGGUGGAAAGGCUGUGAAAGUGGCUGUAAAUGCUCGGUUUUCAUUGUUAACCGUCUACUGUGCCAACGGUGAGAUCUUGGUUUACACUGCCAAAGACUACACGGGCAACGUGCCGCUUUCCCAGAAGCUGCAUCUCCCCGCAUCGCCUACCACCACUGGAGCAUUGACCUUCAUAAACUAUUCGCCCGACGGAUACUGUCUUUUCGCCGGCUAUGAGAAUGGCUGGACAACCUGGAGUGUCUUUGGAAAACCUGGUGGCAACAGCUUCACAGUCGAUUCUACUCUGGCGACAUCGAAUGGCGAGGACUGGCUGACAGGUGUCUCGAACGGCUGCUGGAUCGGCGGUGGGUCCGACAUCAUCCUGUCCGCACAGAAUGAUCGACGUCUCUGGAUUCUCGAGACAGCUCGAAGCGCUUUGACAGGAUGCUUCUCUGCUGCGAACCUUGCGCGUGGCUUGUUGCAGACGGGGACCGAGUUCAUCCUCUACCGUGGACAUGAUCUUCCAGAAUUGAUGACUAUCUCCGGCAAGGACUCGCUCUGGCACCACGGCCAGUAUCCCCCGGCAUAUCUUCACUCGCAGUGGCCGAUCCGGUCCUGUGUUGUAUCCCAGGAUGGACGGUAUGUCGCAAUCGCAGGUCGACGGGGGCUGGCACAUUACAGUGUGAACAGUGGUCGAUGGAAGGUGUUUGAAGAUUCAAAGGCCGAAAACUCGUUUGCCAUCCGCGGAGGCAUGUGCUGGUACGGACAUAUCUUGAUUGCUGCUGUGGAAAGUGAUGGGUCAUAUGAGGUGCGCCUUUACUCGCGUGAGGAUGCCCUCAGUAACAACUCCAUCAUGUUCAUCGAAUACCUUCCUGCACCUGUAGUUUUCAUUGGUCCCUCCGGCGAGGAUUCGAUUCUCGUAUACACAUACGACAACAUUCUAUAUCAUUACGUUAUCAACUCGACGCAGCCUCAGAUCACCCUCGUUCCAGUUGGACAAAUCGCCUUCAAUGGGAUUGUCAGAGCGCCAACUCGAGUCCGCUCCAUCAGCUGGGUCUUGCCAGAAGAACAAAUGCACGAUGGUGACCCCUCUCAAGAUGUCAAGGUGGCCUCUGUAUUGCUACUGGUUGAUGGUAACCUGGUUCUCUUGCAACCAACAGUGACCGAGGGGGGUGAUCUGAAAUAUGAUAUGCGUGUGAUUUCCAACGAUGUGGAGUACUACAUCCUGAUGCGGGACCAACUUGCUUUCAACUUUUCGCCCUCCAUCGAUGAAUCCCUUCCCAACAGCCCAUCCGCCGAAAUGGCUCUUGGCCCGUCUCACAGCAGCUUGUCGCUGAGAGACUCUCUGUGGAUGUUCCGAGGCAAAGACCUCCUAGCAUGGAACGACGUUAGUGAUGUUCUCCAACAAGAGACGGUGCCGGCACCGCUCAAUAUCCCUCUUGAUUUCUAUCCUCUCUCGGUACUCCUGAACAAGGGCAUCGUGCUGGGAGUGGAAUCCGAAAUGACGCAGCGACGGGAUGUCACAUUUACCACUCUGAAGUUUGCCAUUCGAACACACCUCUUCCUCCCCUACUUCGUUCAGUAUAGUUUGGCCAACAUUGGAACAUCCGCCGCCCUAUCACUCUGUCGACACUUCUCUCAUCUAUCCUAUUUCGCACACGGCCUGGAAAUCCUUCUACAUCACGUUCUCGAUGAAGAAGUAGACAACGAAAGCCGCGCAAACAAGUCUGAUAACCCAGCUGCGCGCGAAGGUCCGCUUUUACCUACCGUCAUCGCCUUUCUCCAAGCAUCACUCCCGGUCCGGGAAUACCUCGACAUCGUCGUGCAAUGUACCAGAAAGACGGAAUUGCGCUUCUGGCGCACACUUUUCGCCUACCUCCCUCCACCAAAGGACCUUUUUGAACAAGCUUUGCGGCUCGACUCGCUCAAAACAGCCGUUGGCUACCUCCUUGUCCUGCAAGCAUUCGAAGACGAAGACCAUAACCACGAUGGCCGCAUUGAAGAAUACGUUGUCCGCCUAAUUGGUCUCGCCUCUCAAAAGAAUGACUGGGAACUGUGCGCCGAACUGGCUCGCUUCCUGAUCGCGCUGGACUCCUCGGGCGAGAUGCUGCAGCGCGCGAUUGCCCGUGUUGGACUACGCCGGUCUUCAACGAAUGGAUCACAACACCCGGGUCUUGGUUCGCGGACUGGGUCCGCGGCAAGUGUCAGGGGUCUUGGGCUGAGUCUUCCUGUUCGCACUCCAUCUUGGUCGUCUCUUUCUCCAACGUCAUCUUUGUCGCAGCGGGUUGGGCGUGAAGGUGAAUUCUCGGAUGAAUAUCCUCACUCGUUAAGUAGCCGAGAUGGCUCGUAA
Messenger RNA from Penicillium argentinense, 3249 nucleotides. Its product is annotated as RIC1 family protein. Gene Ontology annotation, biological process: intracellular protein transport; retrograde transport, endosome to Golgi. Lineage: Eukaryota; Fungi; Ascomycota; Eurotiomycetes; Eurotiales; Aspergillaceae. Bases 1 to 3249 code for a protein of 1082 amino acids. Gene Ontology annotation, cellular component: Ric1-Rgp1 guanyl-nucleotide exchange factor complex; Golgi membrane; cytosol. Gene Ontology annotation, molecular function: protein binding. The record is from RefSeq and is a predicted model, not a curated record. The transcript is spliced from 5 exons.